Molecule: messenger RNA, 2928 nt
Organism: Dipodomys spectabilis (banner-tailed kangaroo rat)
Lineage: Eukaryota; Metazoa; Chordata; Mammalia; Rodentia; Heteromyidae
Gene: Smyd4
Product: SET and MYND domain containing 4
Exons: 11
Coding region: 255-2660 (801 amino acids)
Molecular function (GO): protein binding
Source: RefSeq, a predicted model, not a curated record
UUUGGCAGAUGCACAGAAUGUUAAUCCAAAGGACAGUCGGCGCUGUUUCCUGAUAACUCCGCUGCUAAAUAUAAUCAGAGCAGUGACCUGGUUCCACCCGCUGCAGGCCUUCGGUCUGCCUGCGCCAGGCCCUAAGCUUGACACUGGGGGUCUUCUGAAGAUAAAUCUGACCGGGCCCCUGCGCUCAGAGGAAAGCCACAGUCUGUCCCGGGAGUUAGAGCGGUGAGCAUCCCAAACUCUAGAUCUAAAGUAGCAUGGAUCUGCCUGUGGAUGAAUGGAAAUCCUACAUACUUCAGAAGUGGUCUUUACUCCCAAAGGCUGUGCGCGUAACAAUUUCUACAGCAGAGACUUUGAGUGAUAUCUUUCUUCACUCCUCUUCCCUUCUUCAACCUGAGGAUGAGAUUUUUUUGAAGAAGCUAUCUAGAGGUUAUUCGGUAGGAAAGGAUCCUGAUGCUCCUUUUUUCUACAGAGAAGAAGGAAACAAAAAAUUCCAGGAGAAGGAUUACAUAGGAGCCGCAGUACUAUACUCUAAGGGAAUUUCCCAUUGCAGUCCUGACACAGAGGACAUUUCACUGUGCUAUGCCAAUCGCUCUGCAGCCCUGUUCCGCCUGGGUCAGUAUGAAACUUGUCUUGAAGACAUCAUCAGAGCACAGACUCAUGGAUAUCCAGAAAGACUGCAACCUAAAAUGAUGCUGCGAAAGGCAGAAUGCCUAGUAACCCUGGGACGACUUCAGGAGGCAAGCCAGACCAUCAGUGAUCUUGAAAGGAAUUUCUCUGCCAAACCAAUCAAGGAAGCUUCUCCCUGUCAAAUUCUGCAGAAAAACGUCCAUCAUCUGAAAAUGAAAUUAAAAGAAAAGAAGAAUCUCCUAGAAAUGGUCCCAGCAGCUCUCACCAAAGCCUUUGAGGAUGUAAGUCUGAAGGAAGAGAACAAACAAAUUUCCGGUGCCUCGUCAUCUGUCGGCUUAUGUUCAGACCCUUUAAAAGGACGCUAUCUGGUAGCCACAAAAGACAUUUUCCCAGGAGAGCUCCUGGUGAAGGAGAAUGCUUUUGUGAGUGUCCUUAACCCAGGAGAAAUGCUACCACUGCAUCACAGCCUACAGAGCAACUGGGGUACUAGAAUUACCAAUGGGGACCUCUACUGUCAUGGAUGCUUGAAGCACACCUUGGCCACAGUGCCCUGCAAUGGCUGCAGUUAUGCCAGAUAUUGCAGCCAGGAGUGCAUGCAGCAGGCCUGGGAACGCUACCAUAGCACAGAGUGUGCUCUAGGGGGACUGCUUCUCACUCUGGGUGUCUUCUGCCAUGUUGCCCUGAGAUUGACUCUUUUGGCUAGAUUUGAAGAUGUUGACAACAUGGUAAGGAAGCUUUGUGAUGAGAUUAGUAACAAGGAUCUCUGUUCACCUGAAAACCAGACACUGGACAAGCCACACAAUUAUAGCCAAUCGGAGUGUGAGGAAAAAUAUAGACAAGUUGAAAACCCAAUCCCCGGAUGCAGUAUUGAUGGGAAGUAUGAACAUAAUUACAAUGCUGUCUUCAACCUUUUGCCCCAUACUGAAAACCAUAGUCCAGAGCACAAAUUCCUCUGUGCUCUCAGUAUCUCUAUACUGUGCAGACAGCUCAAAGCCACCAACUUGCAGGCCGUCACCCCAGUCCUGCCAUCCUCUAGGUCCAAAGCAGCAAUGAUCCCUGGGUUGUGUGCAGACCAGAAUAUUUGGGGAGUGGCCAUGCUGCGGCACAUGUUACAGCUGCAGUGCAAUGCUCAGGCCAUCACUGCCAUCCAGCAGACAGGAUCUAAAGAGAGCUUCGUUACCAGCAGCAAGCAGGUACGCCUUGCCACAGGCAUCUUCCCUGUUGUCAGUCUACUGAACCACUCCUGCAGCCCCAACACCAGCCUGUCCUUCGCUGGCACUGUCGUCACAAUUCGGGCAACACAGCAGAUUGGAAAAGGGCAAGAGAUUCUCCACUGCUAUGGGCCUCAUGAGAGCCGGAUGAGUAUUGCUGAAAGGCAACAGAAGCUGAAGUCUCAGUAUUUCUUUGACUGCAGCUGUCCAGCUUGUCACACUGAGGAGCUCAGAACAGCUGUGGGGCCCAGGUGGGAAGCCUUCUGUUGUAACAGUUGCAGAGCGCUUAUGAAGGGAAAUGCUGUACUGAGCUGUGGCACCAGAUCUUGUGCAGAAUCCAUCAGUAGGGACCAUCUGCUCUCUCGGUUACAGCAACUUCAACAGCACGUUGAGAUGGCCCAGAAGCUUCUCAGAAAUGGUAAACUAGAGCAAGCCAUCCAGCAGUUGUUAGUGUACCAGCAAGAUGCCAAGAGCUUCCUGUGGACAGAGCACACCAUGGUGGGGAAGAUUGAGGAUAGCCUGGCCCAGGCUUAUGCCGCCUUAGGGGACUGGCAAAAGUCUGCUGCCCAUCUACAGAAGAGUCUCCAAGUGGUUGAGGCCCGCUAUGGGCCAACCAGUGUUGAAGUGGGCCAUGAGCUCUUCAAACUGGCUCAAGUCUUGUUCAAUGGGUUUGCAGUACCUGAGGCUCUGAAUACCAUACAGAAGGCAGAAAAAGUCCUCUUGGUGCACUGCGGCCCUCAGAGCAGUGAAAUCAAGGAGCUCCAAGAAAUGAGAUCCUGUUUAUUGGACUUGCCACCAGCCCUUGUGGGGCCUUCAGUAUAGGAUCCCCAAGAGACUCUGGCCACAGGAAAGGAGCCCUGGUGGAUGAAUUGAAAGGGUGGUCCUGCUGCUGAGCUGUCAGCUGAAAGACAGUUUGCCCAACAGCCCAUCCUAGUGUGUUAAGGGCAGGGAAAACUGGAAAAUAUUACACUUGGAGAGAGACACUCACGCAUUCAUGGACGUACCUUGAAUAGCAAACAGCUCUUCAGAAAACUAGUACACAGAAAAGACUUCCAUGGGCUAGGAAGGUGGCUCAGUGGUAGAGCGCUUG